CUACACAAAAACUAACUCAUUGAUAGAAAAGUAUCGCGCAUACCGGAAAUCAUAAUCGCCUCGAUUUCAGCAGUACUCCUGGCUACCUGUUACCGUGUGUCAACAACUCCGGUAUCAAGUUUUAUUUUUCCAAUCUGAAUUCCACAUUUCUGAAAAGAGCUGUUCUCUGCUCUUGUGCAAGCCAUCAUUUCAAAUCACUGUUUCUCAAGCAAGUUCAGCAGUUGUUGCCUAGGACCAUGUCUAGUAAAAAGCUGUUUAAUGUUGUCUUUGUAUUGGGAGGACCUGGAGCUGGUAAAGGAACACAGUGUGAAAAGAUUCAAGAAACAUUUGGAUACCAGCAUUUGUCAGCUGGAGAACUUCUACGCCAGGAAAGACUAGCUCCAGGAUCUCAGUAUGGUGAGGAAAUAGACAAACAUAUAAAAGACGGAAGCAUAGUCCCUGUUUCAAUUACAUGCUCUCUUUUGCUGCGGGAGAUGAGGAACAGCUCCAAGAACAACUUUCUAGUGGAUGGUUUCCCAAGGAAUCAAGACAAUCUGGAAGGCUGGAACAAGGAAACAGAGGGUGUGGCUAGAGUGCAAAGAGUUUUAUUCUUCAAUUGCCCUGAUGAUAUCUGUGUGGAAAGAUGUCUAAGCAGAGGUCUUACUAGUGGCAGAACUGAUGAUAAUGCUGAAAGCUUGAAAAAGAGAAUUCAAACCUACAGAGACUCGACAAUGCCUAUUGUUGAUCAUUUCCGUAAGCUGAAUUUAGUCUCAGAGAUCCAAGGUGAUAGGUCACCCAAUGAGGUUUUCGAGGAUGUGAAGAAAGUAUUUGCGUCUCUUAAAUAAUUUCACUUAUACAGCUAGCAGAAUGGAAAGUCUUGACCUAGUUAGUGCCUAUUUUUUAUAAUGAAAUUUAAUUUAAUUUUAAGAAUGGAUUAGUGUUCACAUGUUCUUUUUGCUGUACAUUAUAAACAAGUUACUAGUAAAAUAAAAAUUGACUUUAACAGAGUUUUGAAUGAAAUCAUUUUACUUUUCUAAGCAACGACCAAUGUUUUUGAGUCUAUUUGUGAUUUAGGUAUUGACGUUUGUUGAGUUAACAAAAAGAAAGGGUAAAAAGCAGAGAAAAACAUUUUUUUUUUAAUUAUUUUUACAAUGUUGAUUCAUAGUGUGUUGAUCAUGCUUGGUGAGUUAUCACAUUUUGUGUUCUCAACUAUUUAGCUAGUUUUUUGUUUUUUUUUCAUUACUUUGUUCUUCGCAUAUGUAUGUUUUUUAACAUCAUCAAUUCUGGUAAAACUUAUUUAAAAACUUCAUUUCUAAAAUCAUGCUCAACAAUUUAAAAGUUUUACUCUUGCGUUUAUUUAUUGAAUUUUUUUUUUUUUUUGGUUACUUGGUAUUAUGUUUUAUAGAUAAUUCCUAUUUGAAUAUGCUCUUGGUUUAAUGCACAUUAUAAGUAAGUGUGUGUGCGUGUGAUUGUUUGUACUGAUACCUUUGAAUGUUAAUUAAAAGUGAACAUUUCUUAUUUAUACUAAGGUUUUCUAAAUUAUAUAAUGGUAAAAAUGAAUACAGUGUUUACUAUCGAUGAAAUGAUUUACUUUGCCAAAUAUACUUAACGUUUGUCAUCAGCACCUUAUAGAACACAAACCGAAAAUUCUUUAAAAAAAAAAAAAAACUAAAAAAAAUUUUUAAUUCAAUUUAAAAAAAUAAAAGAUUUCUUAGAUUUGUUUUUUUCCUCUUUUAAGAAAGUAAUUAAUAUUUUUACCUUGAAUUGUCUUUAAUGUCUGCUGCAUAAGGAAAUAUGUUUUUUUAUUCAAAUUUGUUUUUAUUCAAUUGGGGAACAUGUACAUUUACAACCCAAAGCCUUGCUGUAAACCAGUGUUUCCCAAAGUGUGUUCCGAUGACCCCUAGUGUUCUGCGGACCCUAGUGUUCUGCGUGGCCUGAAUAGGUGUUCCAAUAAUUGCAAUAAUUACUAGUUGGCCACCACGUGAAUUAAUCUCUCUAAUUCUCUCUGGAUGGCUGCCUGGUCGUCCUGCAGGAGGUUCGGACUAGGAAGUAAAUUAUCUUCAAUUCUGAAGGAACAUACGACACAUGUAAAAUAUUUGAAUAUAAAAUUUUUUAAAGAUGCUCCAUUCAAUACUCUGAAUGUGGGAAGUGUUCUAUUAAGGAAAAGGGUUUGGGAAACAUUUUGGUGUAAACUAAAUGUUUGUUAUUAAUGUAUUGUGUUUGAAAAGAAUUGUACCUUUUUAGCUUAGCAUUGAGAUAUUGUUGACUGUUGCUGGUGACCUUUUUUUUUUUUAAAAAUGUUUAUCAUGUUGGGUUUGUUUAAUUCUCUAAGGAUAUUUCAGUAUGAGCUCAGGUGUACAGCACUGGUUCAUAUCUUGUUGUGACAUGAUUUCAUCAGAUAACUCUGUAUAUUGGAUGUGAAUUACUUCCCAUCUUGUUGUAUAUCUCUGUGUAACAAUCUCUGUGGGCUACUAAUAUUUAUAUCAUGGUGUGUUUUAUUCAAAUCAAUAAAUCUAUGAGGCAAGUUUUA
Molecule: messenger RNA, 2509 nt
Organism: Biomphalaria glabrata
Lineage: Eukaryota; Metazoa; Mollusca; Gastropoda; Planorbidae
Product: UMP-CMP kinase-like
Exons: 7
Coding region: 237-824 (195 amino acids)
Biological process (GO): CDP biosynthetic process; 'de novo' pyrimidine nucleobase biosynthetic process; UDP biosynthetic process
Cellular component (GO): cytoplasm; nucleus
Molecular function (GO): ATP binding; UMP kinase activity
Source: RefSeq, a predicted model, not a curated record